Stereum hirsutum FP-91666 SS1 is the source of this 504-nucleotide messenger RNA. RefSeq lists its product as uncharacterized. The coding region runs from base 1 to 504 and encodes 167 amino acids. The transcript is spliced from 4 exons. NCBI's taxonomy places the organism in Eukaryota, Fungi, Basidiomycota, Agaricomycetes, Russulales, Stereaceae. The record is from RefSeq and is a predicted model, not a curated record.
AUGCCAGCUGGGACUGCAAAUCGCAUUCCUCACGCCCCCGUAGCGGAUACGCACUUGCGUCCCGUAAGGGCUUUCGCCGGUACAGCUGUAAUUGUCGGUGGCAUCUUCCUCACUACGUGGGCGUACCUCAGCUGGAAGGAUAAACGCGCCCACGACGGCUCCCAUGCUGGAUCUGUUCCAGGCUGGAAACAUCGUUACGCCCAAGUAGCCACGAACAACAACUACGUCGGUGCAGAUCAAGUCACACCGCUCCGUCGCGACAUCGACGAGCGCAAGACGAACGGCGCCGGUCCGCAAGUCGAGAAUAAUAGAGACCAGCACAAUCUCACUGGUCUUCGUGUGGGCGACAUUAAGCGCGACCCUAAUGGUGGCCCGAUGCACCCUACCCCCCAGAGGGCACACGCGACUGCUGCGGGGCUGGCGUAUACGAAGAAGGUCACCACGCCGGUUGCGCUGAAGGGUCAGGACGUUAUGGAUGUGGCGAAGGAAGAUGUCUCUAACUAG